AUGAUCACUUUGACACUUCGAGACCGUACUUUUAUCGUUGAAAUGUACGUCUCCUGACCGGUCGAUUUCAUAUUUUUCUCUCUUCUUCUACUACCUCGCCACUGAUAAAUACCAUCGAUUCGCCCCAUUCAUUCCUAUCGGAUUGCUGCAAAGAAUUCAAAAUAAAGUCCACUGUGACAUGUUUCGCCGCUCUUUUCCUUCUGGAAAUUUCCGUCUUUCCAGUAUUUUCAGCAGACACGUCACCUUAUGAAUUUCAUGUAAGUCAUCGCGUUUUUAGGUGUUUUUACGCGCGUUUUUUGAAGAUUUUGAAUCCGAAAUGGCACGAAAUGGAGUUUGUCUUUGUGGCGGUCCUCUGGAUUUUGGCUACUUGUGCUUGCAAAAUAGGUUAGUACCGUUUUUCCCGAAAAAAAAUGUCGACGAUAACGCGCCCGGGUUCAAUCCCCGGUACGGCACAUUCCCUUUUGCCUUUUUUUCAGUGUUCACAAAGAUCAAAAAACAGAAUGAGUGGAUCAACACAGUCCCGGAGUCUGCGCUUCAAAUCCUUCUCGGUCUUCUGCUCGCCCUCCUCUUCUACUGGACUCGCCUGGAUGUCAAGUUUUUCGUCUUCGAUGCUCACACCUUUUUCGCGUUUCUCCUGCCGCCCAUCAUCUUCGACGCCGGCUAUUUUAUGCCGAAUCGCGAGUUGUUCGGCAAUUUCGACGGAAUUAUGAUGUUCGCGGUCGUCGGGACCGUUUUCAACACGUUCGCGAUCGGAAUCUGUCUGGCGGUUCUCAAUGAGCUCAAAUGGUUUUCCGUCGAAACGAGCACCUCCGAAAUGCUCCUUUUCGCCUCGUUGAUUUCGGCUGUCGAUCCGGUGAGUUCAAAAAUGAUGGAAAUGGAUAUUAUUUUCAAGAAAAAGCGAACAAAACACUGCAAAAACGUAUUAACCGAAAAGACACACGGUUACUUUCAGGUGGCAGUGAUUGCCGUUUUCGAGGAGAUGCACGUGAACAAGCCGUUGUUUGUCACCGCCUUCGGAGAAGCCCUUUUCAACGACGCGAUAUCCGUCGUCCUUUUUGGCAUCUUCAAAUCCUUCGCCUCCACGUCAACAGACUCUGUGAGCACUUUCUGGGACUAUUUCCUCGGAAUUCUCGCCUUUUUCGUCGUCUCUCUGGGCGGCGUUCUCAUCGGAAUCGUCUCUGCGUUCGGAUGCGGUCUCGCGACGAAGUUAGUUGGGAUCGGGGGCUACGGUAGACAAGUGGAUCCUUUCAGGUUCACCGAGAACACGCCCGUCAUCUCUGCUCUUUUGGUGUUCGUCGUCGCCUAUUUCGGAUACGUCGUUUCGGAGAUCUUCUCGUUUUCCUCGAUCAUCGCGUAAGACAGACUGAUUAGAGAGGAUUAGAGUUUGCAUAAAAGUGUUCAGAGCGGCGGUGUGCGGAAUGAUGGUCAAACAAUAUCUGGAACGGAAUCUCAGCUCCUCGUGUCUUGAAGCCGUUUCGGUGAUGACGCGGAACUUUGCCAUCUCUUCCGAGUCACUCACCUUCAUGUAAAACUCUGAAACUUGGCCCCAAAACCCCAAAAAUUGCAAUUGGCGCAAAGGUAGAUUCAAAGAAAAUAACGACGCAGUUCAGAUUGUUGGGUCUCGCCACGAUUUCGACGACUCAUCACUGGGACACUCUGUUCGUCGCCUCGACAAUAUUCCUCUGUGUUCUCUUCCGAUUCGUGGCCAUCUUCGGACUGGCCGCCGUACUGCGGAUCGCUCGCAACAAGACGAUUCCGAUGGUGAGUGAGAUAGUUUCAGUUAGCAAAAGACGACUUCAGUAACCGAGACUAAUUGCUCAUUUCCAGAACGAACUGCUCAUAAUGAGUUGCGGGGGUCUGCGCGGAGCGAUCGCCUUCGGAGUGGUGCUCUCGAUGCCGGAUUCGGUGCGCGGCAAGUCGAUGUUCGUCACGGCCACACUCGCAGUCAUUUUCUUCUCGGUCGGCUUGCAAGGAAUGUUCAUUCGACCACUUCUCCGAGUUCUGAAUGUCGAGUUGGACGGCGCGGAAGCUUGGAAACAUGCGGAGAGCAUCGAGAUGUCCUCCGAUGUGCGUCUGGAAGAAUCUGUCAACGUCUCAGUCGAUCAGCAGGCCACUUCAGACCGCUUGGGAUACCACAAGUUCAAAAAAAUGUUCGAUUACGUGAACGAACAAUACCUGUUGCCCGUUUUGACUGCAAAUCGAGGCAACUGA
Messenger RNA from Caenorhabditis sp. 36 PRJEB53466, 2211 nucleotides. The record is from the annotation of a GenBank genome assembly. Lineage: Eukaryota; Metazoa; Nematoda; Chromadorea; Rhabditida; Rhabditidae.